Messenger RNA from Funneliformis mosseae, 273 nucleotides. NCBI's taxonomy places the organism in Eukaryota, Fungi, Glomeromycota, Glomeromycetes, Glomerales, Glomeraceae. The record is from the annotation of a GenBank genome assembly.
AUGGCCGGACAUGGUGUAAAGAAGAUUGCAAAAAUACUUGGACAACCAAGAAUCAUUGUUCAAGAUGUAAUUACAAAAUACAAAGAAGAGAAUCGUACAGACUCUGCUCCCCAACCUGGGCCAAGAAAGAAUAAUAUGCAUUAUAACUCAGAAGAAUCGUUUAUUGAAAGCCAAAAAGCCUCUGAUAUGGAACUAAACCUAUACUUCCCGUAUUGUAGACAUUUUGUUUUUAUGAAACUUAUCAGACAAACACAAACUUGGACACCUGACUGA